This is a messenger RNA of Loxodonta africana (African savanna elephant), 2172 nucleotides long. RefSeq names its product regulator of hemoglobinization and erythroid cell expansion (gene RHEX). Gene Ontology annotation, cellular component: plasma membrane. Bases 673 to 1191 code for a protein of 172 amino acids. Lineage: Eukaryota; Metazoa; Chordata; Mammalia; Proboscidea; Elephantidae. The transcript is spliced from 7 exons. The record is from RefSeq and is a predicted model, not a curated record.
AGAACUCGAGGCCCGCAUGGGGAGGUGAUCUGUGCGAGCUCGUGCAGCAAAUUAGUGCCAGAGGUGGGGCUUGAACCCAGGUCUCUGACCCUUCCUCCAGUGCUCUUUCUGCUCUACCAGGCUGUAUGUGUAUUUGUGGUAUUUAAAUAUGUGCACAUAUGGAGAGAAAGAGACCCUCUAAUCUCCUCUAUCUCACAAACUGCACCAGGGAGCGCUGCCGAGUGGGACCAGAGAGCUAAGAGGCGUUAUCUGUCGUUCUCCUCUGCUAGAUUGCUAUCUUCUGUGCUGCAGUGUCCCUGCCCUGCUGGAAAUGAUGAAACAUUUGCCACUGACCUCCAGCGGCCGAGAAGAUUCCAGGUAGGGCUGGGAGAGGCGGCAGGGAGAGGUUUCCACCAGGACAUCACUGAAGCAAGGUGGGACCCGACCUUGCUGAUGGUCCUGGGAUGCAUCCUAACCACCUGGGAUGAGGCCUUGCCAUGGUGAACAGAGCUGAAGGAAGUCCAGAGAAGAUUUCCCUGAAACCCAGGACAAAGGUCUUCUGGAGGAACCUGCUGGAGGCACUAACUGGAGACCAGGCUCCCGGGGUGGUUCCUUCUAGGUCCCUUCCCGCUGCCCCUGGAAGAGCCUAAGCCCCCUUCACACGACCUGAAACUGCCCAGAGAGAAGCUCAACAUGCUGACCAAAAACAUGGAGGUCUGGCAUGGCUUAGUGAUUGCAGCAGUGUCCAUCUUCCUACAGACCUGCCUCCUCACAGCCAUCAAUUACCUGCUCAGCAGGCACACAGCCAAGGAAAAUGAGCGAUUACUGAAAGCAGCCAAGCUCCCGGCCCCUCCGCUCAGCCCUGACCACCAUCACCCACCUGCUGCCAAGGAGAUGAAGGGAACUCUGGCAGAGAGACGUACCCCUGUGUCUGAUCUCCAUGACAGGCAUGACAGUGACACAUCCUCAGACAGCUCGGACAGCUCGGACAGCUCGCCUUCCACCUACCAGGCUCCCAAGGAUAUAAAUUACGCACAAGUGGAUUUUUCAGUGCCCAGAGACCUGAAAAAUGAAUUCGCCCUGGACUAUGAGAAUUUAAAGGAAGGCACAGAUUAUGUCAAUGUCAAUCCGAAAGGCCACAAGACCAAUUUCUGGGCUUUUGUGAACCCUGCUGCCUCUCAGCCGGUGGAAUACACUCAAGUGAACGUGUAAAUUCUAGGUUUUCAAAUAGGGUCCAUUUCUGCAUGAACGCUUGCGCUUAUUUGUAGGAGAGGGUUCCAAUUUCUUUUAGCAAGGCAUAGUGGGGAGACAGGCCUAUACUCCAGCAACAAGGAUUCAGAUCAAAUGCUAGGAAGAACUUCCAGGUAAUGAAAACAUUCAAGCACUUUAGUAGAGAAAGCGAAGUCCCUCUCCAUAAAAAGUGAAACAAACAAAAAAAAACGUGAAUCAGUAGGAAAAGCUGGAGUCGAGUUCAGCUUAGCAAUCUUAUAGUUAAUGGCUUCUCUUUGAGCUCUUUAGUUACUGACAACAAACAACUUCCUUAAAAGUUUUAAAUAAAACGGCCAUCACCAGUUCCUCUUUUGCUCUGGCCUAACCCUGUGUGUUGUCCCUUUCUUCAGUGUGAUAUCUUGCUGAGUAGUCCCGGUCCACCCUCAGAACUUUAAACAGUCCAUUUAGAGAACCCACUAUCAAUCAACCCUUGAAACGGCUGUUUCUUAUGAGCGAAGGUGACAAAUAGAGUCCUGGUAAAUACCAACCAGCAUCACAAUCGGUUAUGCCAAGAAAAAUCUUCCAGAAUUCAAUCCAAUAAAAUCCAAUACCCAUUACUAGUUUUUUAACCAAUUAGGAAUAGAAGGAUACUUUCUUAGCUUGGUUAAGAAUUGCUAUCUCAAAUCAGCCGACAGCAUGUUAUUUAACUGUAAGACCCUAGACACAGUCUUAUUAAAUCAGGAACGAAGUAAGAAUGACUGCAAACCUGCCAUCUCCUUUAUUAUAUAACAUUGCUCUAGAAGCUCUAAUUAGUGCAAUAAAACAGCAAAAACAAGAGUUGUUAACUAUUGGAAAAGUCCCUGGGUGGCACAAACAAUUUGCACUCAACUGCAAACCUAAAAGUUGACGCUUUGAACUCACCCAGUGGUGCUUAGGAAAAAAAGGUCUGGUGAUCUGCUUCCAUAAAUGUCACAGCCAAGAAAA